Messenger RNA from Mycena citricolor, 1469 nucleotides. Lineage: Eukaryota; Fungi; Basidiomycota; Agaricomycetes; Agaricales; Mycenaceae. The record is from the annotation of a GenBank genome assembly.
CCCAAGACGAUGUUCGGAAGCCGGGUCAUUUAUGUAAAGACCCUGAUACAUAAUUCCCUUGAUUUUUGACGCCACCUUUCUUCCCACCUGUUCCCUGACCACCACCACCAUCCACUGACCAUGUCCAUCACCAAGAUCCACGCCCGCCAGAUCUUUGACUCUCGCGGCAACCCCACCGUCGAGGUCGAUCUUUACACCGCUAAAGGUCGCUUCCGCGCCGCUGUGCCGUCUGGUGCCUCGACCGGUAUCCAUGAGGCUGUCGAACUCCGUGAUGGUGACAAGACCGCAUACGUUGGCAAGGGUGUCAGCAAGGCCGUCUCGAACGUCAACGACGUCAUCGCACCUGAACUCAUCAAGUCCGGACUCGCCGUGACCGCCCAGAAGGAAAUUGAUGACUUCCUGAUCAAACUCGACGGUACUCCCAACAAGGGGAAGCUCGGGGCCAACGCCAUCCUUGGUGUCUCCAUCGCCGUCGCCGAGGCCGGUGCUGCUGAGAAGGGUGUUCCUCUCUACCAGCACUUUGCCGACCUCGCUGGCGUCAAGCCGCCCUUCGUGCUCCCCACCCCGGCAUUCAACGUCAUCAACGGAGGUUCGCAUGCGGGCAACAAGCUUGCAUUCCAGGAGUUCAUGCUCCUUCCCACCGGGGCCACUUCUUUCACCGAGGCGAUGAAGAUUGGUACCGAGACUUACCACACCCUGAAGAAGGUCAUCAGCGCGAAGUACGGAAUUGACGCUGUCAACGUCGGUGACGAGGGUGGAUUCGCUCCCAACGUGUCUGGUGCCGAGGAGUCGCUUGAGCUUCUGUCCGAAGCCAUCAAGAAGGCCGGAUACGAAGGCAAGAUCAAGAUCGCUCUGGAUGUCGCCUCGUCGGAGUUCUACAAGGAGGGCAAAUACGACCUCGACUUCAAGAACCCCAACUCGGACCCGAGCAAGUGGAUCACCGGUGUCGAGCUCGCUGACUUGUACAUGAGCUAUGUGAAGAAGUACCCCAUUGUGUCCAUCGAAGACCCCUUCGACCAGGACGACUGGGAGGCCUGGACCCACAUCACCAAGCUCAGUGGCAUCCAGAUUGUCGGUGAUGACUUGACUGUGACCAACCCCCUCCGCAUCAAGACUGCCAUCGAGAAGAAGGCCUGCAACGGUCUGCUCCUCAAGGUCAACCAGAUUGGAACGAUCUCCGAGUCGAUCCAGGCUGCUCAGCUCGCCCAGUCUGACGGCUGGGGUGUGAUGAUCUCCCACCGAUCCGGCGAGACGGAGAACACCAUCAUCGCCGACCUCGCUGUCGCCCUUGGUGUUGGACAGAUCAAAACGGGUGCUCCGGCUCGUAGCGAGCGUGUUGCCAAGUACAACGCUCUUCUCCGCAUCGAAGAGGAGAUCUCGGCUUCCGGCGCCACCUUCGCAGGCGAGACUGGGCUGUCUGCUGGUCUUACGCCCCCUGCGCUGCUGAAGAAGUAGAUACUCAAUCAAAA